Messenger RNA from Auxenochlorella protothecoides, 1332 nucleotides. RefSeq names its product U4/U6 small nuclear ribonucleoprotein Prp31. The transcript is spliced from 6 exons. NCBI's taxonomy places the organism in Eukaryota, Viridiplantae, Chlorophyta, Trebouxiophyceae, Chlorellales, Chlorellaceae. The record is from RefSeq and is a predicted model, not a curated record. Gene Ontology annotation, cellular component: precatalytic spliceosome; U4 snRNP; U4/U6 x U5 tri-snRNP complex. Gene Ontology annotation, biological process: spliceosomal tri-snRNP complex assembly; mRNA splicing, via spliceosome. The coding region runs from base 1 to 1332 and encodes 443 amino acids.
AUGGCGACGGGGGCUGCAACGCUCGCAGAGUCGUUCCUGGCGGACCUGGAUGACCUGUCGGACGAGGAGCCGGAGGACGUGGUGACCACCGAGCGAUACCAGUGCAUCUUGGAGGCCACUCGCCAGGCCCUGGCUGAUGAUGAGGCCGGGACCAGCGAGCAGCAGGCCUGGUCCGGCCCCACCGAGGACGACCCCACCUACAAGUUGCUGGUCCAGUGCAACCAGCUGUCGGUGGACGUGGACGCGGAGAUCGCGGCGGUGUACAACUUCCUGCGGGACCACUACCGCCCCAAGUUCCCGGAGCUCGAGUCCCUGGUGCAAAACCCGCUGGACUACGCGGCGGUGGUGGCGGCCAUCGGGAACGAGCUGGACGUGACCGCCGUGGACCUCGACGCACUGCUGCCCCCCGCCACCGUCAUGGUGGUCACCGUCACCGCCACCACCACGGCAGGCAAAGCACUGAGCGAGGAGGAGCUCAGGCGGGUGGAGGAGGCGUGCGCGAUGAUCAGCCGGCUGGCGGCGGACAAGGCGCUGAUGCUGCGCCUGGUGCAGCUGCGCAUGGACCGCAUCGCGCCCAACCUGUCGGCGGCGGUGGGCACCGAGAUCGCGGCGCAGUGCAUGGGCCUGGCCGGGGGCCUGCUGGCACUGGCCGCCAUGCCCGCCUGCAACCUGCUGGUCCUGGGGGCCAAGCGCCGCACGCUGGCCGGGUUCUCCUCCACCGCCGCCGCGUCGCACCAGGGCUUCGUCCACGGCUCCGCGCUGUGCGCGCUGCUGGCGCGCAUGGACGCGUACGGGCAGGACCCGUCGGGGGCGCGGGGACGCGCGGCACGCGAGGACAUGGCCAAGAAGAUCGAGAAGUGGCAGGAGCCGCCGCCCGCCAAGCAGACCAAGGUGCUGCCCGCGCCGGACGCCAACGAGCAGCGGCGGCGGCGCGGCGGGAAGCGGUACCGCAAGGAGAAGGAGCGUUACGGGCUGACGGAGCUGAAGAAGCAGGCCAACCGCAUGGCCUUCAACCAGGCGGAGGACGAGUUCUACGACGGCGAGGACACCAUCGGCCUGGGCGUGAUUGGAAAGGACGGCAGCGGGCGUCUGCGCAACGUGGCCAUCCAGCAGCGGCAGAAGCUGUCCGCCAAGAGCGCCAAGAAGUUUGCGGCGCGGAGCUACGGCUCCUCCGGCGCCGCCAGCGGCCUGUCCUCCUCCCUGGCCUUCACCCCCAUCCAGGGCAUCGAGCUGGCCAACCCGCUGCAGGGCCAGGCGGCCGCGGACCGCAUGCGGGACGGCACCGACAGCUACUUCUCGGAGUAUUCGGGCUUCAAGUCGGGGAGGAAGUGA